AAGUCAGUGUUUAUCUCUAAUAAAAAUUUAGUGAAGAAACGUUGUCUGAAAUGUUUGGCAAAUAUUUUCUCUUGUCGUUGGUUUUGGGGGUUUUCUAUUCAGGAGAAGCCGGACUUCUGGAUUCUGCUGGACUUCUGGAUUUGGAUCUACUGGAUGAAGAGGUGUCGCGCGUGCGUCGCGACGCUACUUUGACAGAAACUGACGACGAAGUUUGGACUAAGCGGUGGAAGAGUUGGUGCAACAUUAUCGAAAAAACUUCCAAAAGAAGCUUCAAUAUAUCUGUAAUCGGAUGGGAGAACGUUUACGACGCCUCUGGAAACAUCAAACAAGUCAACUCUCUAGAGCUAGCAUUUCCGGUCAGGAAAGGUGCUGAAACGGUGAAGAUGUUAAAGGACCAAAAUUAUAGAGAACUUCACGACAGAAGUGUACAGUACGAAGUUGCUAGAGUUUUGGAAGUUUACAAACGAAUCGGGGCACAAGGAGUUAUGGUUGAUGUUUUCCUAGAAGCUCGAGAUGAACAUCUGCAAAAUCGGGACGACUCUUCCAGUCUUCUGCACUGGACUCCCGAUUCUACAUACUUUAGAAUAGAUGGGUUAGUUACUUAUAGCAAAACCCAGAAUGCUACAGAUGAAGAAGUCGAGAAAUUCGUGGAAGAACUGCGUUCGAAGUCGUUGUUGUUACAACCGGUUGACGAUGCAGAAAGUUCUAGUCCCUCCGUGUCUAGUUAUGUUGUAGCUUCGUGGCAAGCGUCAGAUGAGAUCAUUCUAGCCGGUCCUAGAAUUUUGGCAACAACUAUUUUAGAUACGAAACAACAACCCGAAGACUUUCUCCCCAAAAGGUUAGCUCAAGAGUUUGACUUGCACUUUCCAAACUACGACUGGAGCGUCUUGGUAAACCCUGGCGAGUUCUACCUAGACAAAGACGUCUGGAUUAAAUUAUCCACACACGGUUUCGACUUCCACGAAGGACAAGACGACAUCUAUUUCAUAUACGGGAUUAAAAUUUAAAUGUACUUUUAUUAUCAAUUAAACAGAAUAUAUCAUG
Messenger RNA from Zophobas morio, 1044 nucleotides. RefSeq lists its product as uncharacterized. The record is from RefSeq and is a predicted model, not a curated record. NCBI's taxonomy places the organism in Eukaryota, Metazoa, Arthropoda, Insecta, Coleoptera, Tenebrionidae. The coding region runs from base 51 to 1007 and encodes 318 amino acids. The transcript has 4 exons.